Tetrahymena thermophila SB210 is the source of this 1116-nucleotide messenger RNA. Its product is annotated as kinase domain protein. The record is from RefSeq and is a predicted model, not a curated record. Lineage: Eukaryota; Ciliophora; Oligohymenophorea; Hymenostomatida; Tetrahymenidae. Gene Ontology annotation, molecular function: small GTPase binding; GTPase activator activity. Gene Ontology annotation, cellular component: nucleus; perinuclear region of cytoplasm; cytosol. Gene Ontology annotation, biological process: nucleocytoplasmic transport; activation of GTPase activity. The transcript is spliced from 13 exons.
AUGUCUUCAAAAAUUAACAAAAUAGAUAGUCUAUAUGAUUUUUUGAGAUCUAAUUUUUAUGACAUAGAUAACCUAUUGUUAGAAUUUAAAGGAAAAAAUUAUGAUGCCAGUCAAGCUUAGAUGUUAGGGAAAUAAUUAGAAAAAUAUAAAAGUCUUGAAAUAUUAAAAUUUGAUUUAAGCUUCAACAAAAUACGAUAAGAUGGAGCACUUUACAUAAGCCAAUCUUUAAGCCAGUCCAAAAAUCUCUAAAAAUUAAUUAUCAUAUUAUCUAGUGAUUGCUAUGGUUAUAAUUAUAUUGGUGAAGUAGGAGCAUAAGAAUUGGGAAUAGGAUUAGCAUAAUGUUCAAAUUUAGAGCAUUUAGAAAUUAAUUUGAGAUAUAACUCAAUAGGAUCAACUGGCGUUAUCAACCUUGCUAAAUAACUAAAAAAUUGUAUCAGUUUGUAGUCAUUAAUUUUGAAUUUAAAAAACAACAGCUUAUUUGAUAAGGGAGCUAUAGGAUUAGCUGAAGGAAUAGGUGAAUGCUCAAAACUAAGCGAUAUUAAACUUUAUUUAAAGUACAAUAAUAUAGGAAAUUAAGCAUGUUAUGCUUUUGGUAUUGGUUUAAGUAAAUGCAAAAGUUUAAAAAACUUAUUUGUUGACUUGUCUGGAUAAAAUUAAGAAUAUAAUAGAAUAGCAGAUAUAGGAGCUAUUUAAUUAGGUUUAGGCCUCUCUAAUUGCUUGGGAUUAAAUAUUUUAGAAAUAAAGUUAAACUAAUAACCUAUAAACUAAGAAGGCGCAUCUGGUUUAUUGCAAUCACUCAACAGGAUUAAAAGCCUAAGAAUCUUAACAAUUCAUUUUGGAUUUAUAAUACCAAUGGUAUGCAGAUUUAUUAAAAUAACUUAUAAUAUUGGAAGAUAUAAAAGUCCUAUUUAUAGUAUGACAGAAUUUUUACCAAAUUAAUUUAGACGAAUAGAUAACUAAGGAGCAUAUGAUAUAGCAACAUAGCUUGUUUAAAGUAAAUUGUCAGUGGUUCAACUUUAUUUCAAGGAGACUAUAAAUCCUCAUUAAAUAGCUAUUAUAAAAUCUAAGCUUAAAGAAUGUGCUACUCUUGUUGAUUUAAAGGUUAUUUAAAUUUGA